GAAGCAAAGGAACCCACUCACUUUCGAGGAAACUACAUCAGGAGAAGGAAAUUCCUCUGGCAUCCCUGGAAACACAGAGGUGGGCUUCCCACCACGGCAUGCUCUCUGGAGGGAUGAGCUGCCUCACCUGGUCUUCCCUUCAUGGCAGCACCCUCUGGUGGCGCACCAAGAGAUGGUUGUGACCAUGGUGUUGAUGAUAAGUCUUGCUGCUGUGCUGCAACAAUCUGCAGGACAGCAACCUGACUUUGCUUCAUUGUCAACCCAUCAUGCGGAUCAGCAAGAGGAGAUUGUUAAAACACACAAUGACUUCCGGAAAAAUGUGAAUCCACAGGCCACAAACAUGCUGAAGAUGGCAUGGGAUACAGCCGCUGCCGAGACUGCUAGACUCUGGGCACAGGAAUGUACAUUUGAACACAGCCUGGCACCCAGAAGAACCAUUGAUGGAAAAGCGUGCGGUGAAAAUCUCUUCAUGUCAACUGUUCCUACUUCGUGGACUGAAGUAACUCAGGCCUGGGGCAAUGAGAAGAACUAUUUCAAGUAUGGUUACGGAAGUGUAACGGGUGAUGCAGUGGGACAUUACACACAGGUGGUGUGGUACAGGUCCUUCCGGAUUGGCUGCUCUGUCGCUCACUGUCCAGGGAGCAAAUACACUUACUACUCUGUUUGCCACUACUGUCCCGCAGGAAACAUUGUUGGUUCAGUGAAUACUCCGUAUAAAACGGGAAGGCCUUGUGGAGACUGCCCAGGAAAUUGUGAAGAUAGACUCUGCACCAAUCCUUGCAAACAUGCUAAUGUCUACUCCAACUGUCCUGAUUUGGCACAAUCUCCAGGAUGCAAUCACCUAAUGGUGAAGGAUAACUGCGAAGCUUCUUGCCGGUGUCCCACUGAAAUCAAAUAGCACAUCAGCUCUACAGAAAAACUACACCCUUUCACUAAAAAAAAAAAAAAAGCAAUUUUUCAGCACAUUGUAGGAUAAAUAAAUAAUUUCCACUGAAAUUUUUAAAAUUUAUUUUAAUUUACACCUUACCUUUCUCCCCAAAGAGGACCCAAAGCAGCUUACAUCAUUCUCCUUACCUGUUUUCUCCUCACAAAACCCAUGAUGUACGUUAGGCUGAGAGUAUGUGAUGGCUGAAGAUCACCCAGGAAGCUUCCAUAGCAAGUAGGGAAUUGAACUGCAUCCCCCAGAUCUUGGUCCACUACUCUAGCCAGUAUACCAGAAUUGAAAGUCAUGGAUUUCUUAGUACGGAUGUAUUUUCAUCCAAUCAGAAAAGAGAGAGAGAAAUGUUGGGGUGGGGAAAGUAACUCUAAAAGUGUCAUGCGUCCACAGAGAAAUACUACACAAAUGCAGACACAGGUAUCCCAAGAAAGACCGCUACAAUAGCGAGAGGAUCAAAAACCAAUGUUGCAAAUUUUGGUGGAUACACCUGGGAUGUCGAGUCAGGUGGUUACGACCAAUAUCACUGUAUUGCCCAUGAAGGAAAGUAUCCAUCUCCACACAUUGCUCUGUACCGUACUAUUCCAUUAAACAAAGUUUGUAGCCUUC
Eublepharis macularius is the source of this 1543-nucleotide messenger RNA. RefSeq names its product serotriflin-like. The record is from RefSeq and is a predicted model, not a curated record. Gene Ontology annotation, cellular component: extracellular region. NCBI's taxonomy places the organism in Eukaryota, Metazoa, Chordata, Lepidosauria, Squamata, Eublepharidae. The coding region runs from base 173 to 898 and encodes 241 amino acids. The transcript is spliced from 9 exons.